Panthera uncia (snow leopard) is the source of this 4799-nucleotide messenger RNA. Its product is annotated as ubiquitin-conjugating enzyme E2 variant 2-like. The transcript has a single exon. Lineage: Eukaryota; Metazoa; Chordata; Mammalia; Carnivora; Felidae. Gene Ontology annotation, biological process: DNA damage tolerance; protein K63-linked ubiquitination. The coding region runs from base 4240 to 4677 and encodes 145 amino acids. The record is from RefSeq and is a predicted model, not a curated record. Gene Ontology annotation, cellular component: nucleus.
UCCCUUGGUGGGACCUUAGCUGUUGACUCCUUUCUUUCAUGAAAAGCUUGGGUAUGUGCAACUUGAAAGUUUUGCAUUUGCUGCGUUGCCCUGCUGAUUAAGAUUCUCACUGACUUAACCAUUAUGCAAAUCAUCAAGGGUCCUCAUGGAGGUGGAUUAAAAUGAGGUGAUUUCCCCGCAAAUAACAGGUCCUGCGGAGCAGGGUUGUGGAGUGACUAUGACGCAGGUCUGACAUCCAGACAGGACACGGCCCGGAUUUAGGAGCCUCAGCUGUCAGAAAGGAUUCUGGAACAUGGAGAUAAAACCAUCACUGAAAUACAGCCUUUUCCUUCUCUGCAUACAGAAGUAAUUUACACAUAGAUAUUAAGGUUGUAAAGAACCACAGGAUUCCUAUUUAUUGUUUUUAGAUAUUCAUGGGGGAGCUACCAUGCCAGGACCAGAGUGGGUUAGCUGGUAUCUACACGGUAAUGGUACAGACUUUAUUCCAGGUACAAGACCCUUCCAGGGUAUGUAGAGUGAUACUAAUUCUUAUCUCCUGAGUCUCCAGGGCCCAUGUGCUCAGUGUGAGUACCUGUAAAUGCCGGGAAAUCCCCAUGUCUGUUCCACUGGGCUCCAGCAAGCGCGGGCUUGAUGAGUCUGAAGCCUGUGUGGGUGAUGCUACCAUGGAAGGAGUAAAGGGCCCCCGGCUUCUUAGUUUAAAAAGCAAAGCAUCACUCUCCACCCUGUGACGAGUGAGGAGAUAGAUGGAAACAGAUCACUUGUCAGCAAAAGCAGGAAGAAAUAGUAAGACUUGCUCUCAGAUGUUCAUCUCGUAUUUAUAAAAUGCCUGGUCCGUGAUUCUCAACAGUCUCACAGAGUAGUUUCUGUCUCCUCACAGACGUGCCUCAGUAGCUGUAUUUGUGUGUGUGUGUGUAUGUGUGUGUGUCAGCUAACGUCACUCCUGUUUUUCUCUCUGAUUUGCCUCACUGGAAGAGCAAGAUGAAGAAACUAAGAAUGGCCAUGGAGGAAGGUUGUAAAUGUGGCAGGUCACCAAGCAGGCCAGAAACAAGGGUGAUAAGGAACAGAAGGCAGGAUCAACUCCUCUUCGAGAGGGUGGUCCCACCUGUUAAGGAAAGAAAGUCUGAAGUUUGCUUUCUAAAGGCCAGUUGAGACGAGCAUAAUGCUUGAAUUGAAAUACGUGCACUCUUAUGUCAGUAGAUUUCUUACAGUGUUCGAAUUGGAAAGGUCUUUAGAGGUCAUCCUGGCCAACUCCUGGUUUUACAGGUGAGCCGGCUGAAGCCCAGAAAGGGUCACAUGCCUUAUCUGCAGACACCUGGCUAGUAUGUCAGAAAAUCACCAGACUGUGAGGCUUCUGCCUUAGGCUGCUGUUUUGUUUUGUUUCUUCCCAUCAUACAUUUGAGAACAGAAUGAAUAGCAUCAGUGUAAUUUGUUCUUAAUAUGCUGACUUCGGGACACCUGGGUGGCUCAGUCGGUUAAGUGUCCGACUUCAGCUCAGGUCAUGAUCUCAUGGUUCAUGGGUUCGAGCCCCACAUUGGGCUCUGUGCUGACAGCUCAGAGCCUGGAGCCUGCUUUGGAUUCUGUGUCUCCCUCUCUCUCUGCCUCUCCCUCUCUCUCUCUCUCUCUCCCUCAAAAAUAAAAUAAACAUUAAAAAGAAAUCUCUUUGAAAAAAAAUGCUGGCUUCUAUCUCACUAGCCCAGCCUAGAGAUACAUCUUCUAUAUCACUUAACCAAGCCAAAAAAUAUAGAAAAAGUACAGAUCUUGCCCUUAGGAAGUUGAUUUUUUAAACUAUUUGGAAUUGAAAAACAAGACACAAAUGCCCAGAAUUAAAAGUCUCCUGACUGUGGCAGUCUUGGACUCUUCUCUUCAGGCAUCUCCAGAAGCCAUCCUCAUUUUUCAGCUGUUUCCUUUAGCCACACCAUGUGGUUUACUAAGCAAAAAACAAAACAAAACAAAACAAAAAACACAUAUGAUUUGAUAUCAGAAGACUUUGUAUGUGUGUAAAAGCCUCUGGGUUCAUUUCCCGAGGUAAAUGACCAUCUUGUUCAAUCUUUCAGGUAGAGGGGAAAUGCAGUACUACAGACAGACAGGUUCUUCCAGAAGAUUCCCUCACCUCCACAGCUCUGCCUCCUAGCUCCAAUUUUGGAGCCACGGUGCCCACCCUUGUUCCUGGGAACACAUACAUCCCUGAGAUUUUUCCAGUGCUGCUCACUGAUGGCCUAACAGCACUGCUUUUGCCACAGGUCUCCUAUAGAAAACUUGUGACUUUCCCAAGGCUGAAGGGUUUUUUCUAGGAGCUGCCUUGUGUACAGAUUGUUAACAGUGUUAACAUGCUCAUACAGUGUUGGAGUUCACAUUAAAAUCCAGUUUUUAAACACAUUUUUUUCAUGGGAACCCUCCACCCCACCUCUUCCCUCUUCUUUCUUCCACCUUCCAUACUUACAGUUUCUGAAGGGAAGGAAGGAGAUCUGCUGAAACACCAUAGAAUGUUCGGAAUAGUAUCAGUACCCUGAUUUCUCUGCCUAGUGGACCCCGGUGGCAUAUAUAAGAAACUUCCCCAAAGUAACCUGUCUCCUAAUUUUCACCUCAAAAAGUCACUUAUCCAAGUCAGCAAGUGAUAGAAGUCACGUUGAAUUCAGCCUUUUCUCUCUUCUUUCAGGCCUCAUAGGGGAGAUGUAAUCGUGCAGUGAAAAUAACCAAAAUUCAAAUUGAGAAAUAAAGGAAGACAGACUGAUGGCUCAAAAAUUGAAUGAUCAGUUUCUGAAUAACCUCAAAUCUUUGGUUUCUUUGGCUAGAGAUCUGAAGCUUCAAAUAUUAAGUGAGGUAUAAUACUAACAAGAAUCAAAAGGAAGAGAGGAGAGAGGAAAGGAGAGGAAAAAGAAGAAAAUAUCUUACAGUUGCAGUCCCUGAGAGUUUUAUAGUGCUUCUAUAUAACGUUACUUUGCUCACUCUCAAAACAAUUAGAAGUAAAAACAAAAAGACUGAAUUCUCAAUUCUCACAGUGUAGAAACCAAGGCUCAGAAAGGUUAAGGACUUUCUCUAGGGGUGCCUGGGUGGCUCAGUUGGUUAAGCGUCUGACUUCAACUUCGGCUCAGGUCACUAUCUCAUGGUUUGUGAGUUCGAGCCCCACGUCAGUCUCUGCACUGAUGGUGUAUGGAGAUUGUUUCAGAUCCUCACUCUCUCUAGCUCUCUGCCCCUCCCCCAGCUUGUGUUCUCUCUUUCAGUCAAAAAUAAAUAAACAUUUUUUAAAAAUUAAAAAAAAAAAAAAAGGAAGAAAGGCUAAGGGACAUUCUCCAGGUCACGUAACUGUUACCUGGAAGAACCAGGAGUAGAACUUGGGUGUUAGAACUCGGCUAGCCAUCUGCACUACUAAAUAACGGUGGAAUGGAGGUAUUUCCCAAAGGUCACAUGGCAGGUUGAUGUUAGGAAAUAGAACCGUUUUCCUUCCACCCUUCCCUUGCUGGUAUUUAAAUUUGUGAAUACUUUAUCUGGCCUUGCCUUUCAGUCUCGUCAUUUGACCAUGUUUGAUCACAUUUAUCACACUUCCACAGAAAUAAUUCAGGUACUUUUUAUUUUAAGAUUUUAUGCAUGUUGGAGAUAUUUCCAAGAUGUCUCCCUGUACAGUACAAGGUCUUUUCACCAAGUAGUCUCUUCGAUCUGUUCAGGGCAAGAGUGCUGGAAAGCUGUUAAGAUUAUCUUGAUUUUUGUAUAUCCUCAUAUCAUACAUAAUGCCAAUCACUCUGGCUUUCAGGUUGUACUAUAAUUUAUUUCGACCCUCUUUCACAUGGCAUUUGUUGAAUUUCUUUACAAAGCAUCCUAUUAUUUACCUGCCAUCAUAAAGAUUGUUUUUUCAUCUGUGUUCUUAUAAUUAAGGUAAAUGUAAGGUGAUCUUAUUCCGUAUAUAUCUUAGUAUUGUUUUACACGUAUCUGACCGCUUGUUUGGAGAGCAUAACAUUUCUCUGUUGUUCUUGAGCCUGAGGGAAUUUGUGAUGCCUUGUUCUUCACUUUUAAAACAAGUGUUUUAUUAUGAAAAUUUUCAAAAUGUGUACCAACUGGGAGGAGAGAACAUUAUGGAAACUCACGUAUUCAUCAGAUCCGGUGUUGAUUCUUCUAUCAUUUUGGCUUUCUCUCCCUUUUUGCUGGAGUGUUUUAAAACAAAUUGCAGACCGUAUGUCAUUUCAUCCUUAGGUACUUCAUUGUACCCCGCUUUAAAAAUGUGGAAUUUUGGGGCUGCAGGAGAAGAUGGCGGUCUCCACAGGAGUUAAAGUUCCUCGUAAUUUUCGCUUGUUGGAAGAACUUGAAGAAGGACAAAAAGGAGUAGGCGAUGGUACGGUUAGCUGGGGCCUUGAAGAUGAUGAAGAUAUGACACUUACAAGGCGGACAGGCAUGAUUAUUGGGCCACCAAGGACAAAUUAUGAAAACAGAAUAUAUAGCCUGAAAGUAGAAUGUGGACCUAAAUACCCAGAAGCUCCUCCAUCAGUUAGAUUUGUAACCAAAAUUAAUAUGAAUGGAAUUAAUAAUUCCAGUGGAAUGGUGGAUGCACGGAGCAUACCAGUGUUAGCAAAAUGGCAAAACUCAUAUAGCAUUAAAGUUGUACUUCAAGAGCUAAGACGUCUAAUGAUGUCCAAAGAAAAUAUGAAGCUUCCACAGCCACCAGAAGGACAAACAUACAACAAUUAAUUUUAGUGGAUCUCAAACUUGUCUUAAAUCAACAGCCUUCUACUCAUGUUAAUGUCUUGAUUAAAUAUCACAAUGCAAAAUACCCACACAUUAAGUAAAAGAAUUCCAGCUGGUAAACAUGA